This is a messenger RNA of Vicia faba (fava bean), 1962 nucleotides long. NCBI's taxonomy places the organism in Eukaryota, Viridiplantae, Streptophyta, Magnoliopsida, Fabales, Fabaceae. The record is from the annotation of a GenBank genome assembly.
AUGAAGUUGAACUUGGUUCUUAACUUGCAAUUUUGUACUUGGAAUAUAUGUUUGUAUAUACACUUUGUGCUGCUCAUUAGUCGUCAAGGGAAGGUCAGGCUCACAAAAUGGUAUUCACCUUACACUCAGAAGGAAAGAAGUAAGGUAAUCCGUGAGCUCAGCGGAGUGAUUCUUAGUCGUGCUCCCAAGCUAUGUAACUUUGUAGAGUGGAGAGGACAUAAAGUUGUUUAUAAAAGGUAUGCUAGUCUUUAUUUCUGUAUGUGUAUUGAUGAUGCUGACAACGAAUUGGAAGUCCUUGAAAUGAUUCAUCAUUUUGUGGAGAUUCUUGAUCGGUAUUUCGGCAGUGUCUGUGAAUUGGACUUGAUAUUCAACUUCCAUAAGGCCUAUUAUAUACUUGAUGAACUUCUAAUUGCCGGGGAGCUUCAGGAGUCGAGCAAAAAAACUGUUGCCCGUUUGAUAGCUGCACAGGAUUCAUUGGUGGAGACUGCUAAGGAAGAAGCCAGUUCCUUGAGUAAUAUUAUUGCACAAGCCACAAAGAUGAAGAAAGUAGAAGUGGUGUUUAUCCCUUCUCCAGGUGUGGGACAUUUAGUAUCCACCCUUGAGUUCGCUAAGCUUCUUGUCAACCGUGACAACCGUCUCAGUAUAACCGUCUUGGUCAUCAAGUUUCCAAACACAGAUGAAAAAGUACAAACCAUUUCGUCCUCCUUCGACUCAGAAAAUCUCCAUGUCAUUAACCUCCCUGAACGUCCUCAUGUUUCCUCCACUUCUGAUGGAGCUUACUCUGCCAGUGCUCUUGCUGAAAGCCAAAAACCAAACGUUAAAGAAGCUGUUUCCAACAUCAAUGGACAACUUGCUGCUUUCGUUGUUGACAUGUUUUGUACCACCAUGAUUGAUGUUGCCAACGAAUUUGGUGUUCCGUCCCUUCUCUACUUCACUUCUGGUAUUGCUUACCUUGGUUUGGUGCUUCAUCUUCACACACUUUUGGAAAACAACUUAGAAGCGACUCGAUUGUUGUUGCAGCAGGACGAGUUGGACAUCCCGAGUUUCUCUAAACCAGUUCCUACAAACACAUUGCCCACUGUGGUGCUCCGCAAGAAGUGGGAAUCAGCUUUCAUCCACCAUGGCAGAGGACUCAAGAAAGCUAGUGGUAUUAUAGUAAACUCGUUUCAUGAGCUAGAACCACAUGCGGCUCACUCAUUCUUGGAAGACUCGGGUCUACGUGGUUUACCCAUAUAUCCGGUGGGCCCCAUAUUAAACCUUGACACCAAACCCAAGCCUAAUGGUCUUGUUGAUUCUAAUGACACAAUUAAGUGGCUCGAUGACCAACCUCAUUCUUCGGUAAUUUUCAUCUGCUUUGGGAGCACAGGUGCUUUUGAUGAGGAUCAGGUUAGGGAGAUUGCAUGUGCUAUUGAGAAAAGUAGAGCACGCUUCCUGUGGUCCAUUCGGAAACCUCCGCCAAAGGGAACUAUGGGUCCUGUGUCUGAUUAUCCUUUUUCUAAUUUGGUUGCAGUUUUACCUGAAGGAUUCUUAGAUCGAACAGUGGAGAUUGGAAGGGUCAUUGGAUGGGCACCUCAGGUCCAAGUACUCGCCCAUCCAGCCACAGGAGGCUUCGUUUCGCAUUGCGGUUGGAAUUCAACUCUUGAGAGCAUAUAUUAUGGUGUGCCUAUUGCCACUUGGCCACUCUUAGCUGAGCAACAGACCAAUGCUUUUGAACUCGUGCGUGAGCUGAAGAUGGGAGUGGAGAUUGCCUUGGAUUAUAGGAUGGAGUAUGAUGUUGGAAGUAACUAUCUUUUAACUGCAGACAAAAUCGAGAGAGGAAUAAGAAGUGUGAUGAAAAAGAAUGGAGAGAUAAGGAAGAAAGUAAAAGAAAUGAGUGAACAAAGUAGGAAGACAUUAUUAGAGGGUGGAUCUUCCUACACUUGUGUAAGUCAUUUGAUUGAUUAUAUUAUUAAUCAAGUAUAA